AUGAAUCAAGGACGGCUUGCCAACCCACAAUUGAAUGAGUAUAAGUUCGAGUCUGACUCAUCGGUCCGUCAGACGGACACCGCCCCAGCACUGGAUUAUGAGAAUGGUUCUGUCACUGCAGAAACUUCUCACGGCGAGACGCUAAAUGCUACUAAGCGUAGCAACAAUGAGAGGGGUCAAAAGUAUACCUAUACCAUCCCUCCGGAGCUUGCCGAAGCUGCGCGUGUGGUAGCUGAGGCUUAUCCGCAGUCGCUGCCCACAGAUUACGGUGUUGAUAUUGCUGCUGUCGUUGCAGAAUAUCGACCGUACAGACACAAUGACACCAACGUUCCCGCGCAGAAAUACCAGCAGCCAAAUGGCCUCGACGGUUAUGUGCACAGGGUCUCAAUCGAGGAUAGUCUUGAGACGCAGAGAACCAAGCUGAAAAAGCGUUCCACCACCGACUUCUGGCUGACGACUAUGGGAGACAGUGGGUCCAGUCCCUAUGCUCCGGAUGGCUAUAAGGUAUGGAGAAAUGUUCUGGAUUACGGUGCUAAAGGUGAUGGCAUCACUGAUGACACUGCCGCAAUCAACAGAGCCAUUUCAGAUGGAGGAAGAUGUGGUGCAGACUGUGGUUCAAGCACAAUCUAUCCUGCGUUUGUUUACUUUCCCUCGGGGACGUAUCUCGUCAGCUCCCCCAUUAUCCAGUAUUACAAUACUGAGUUUUAUGGAAAUUCUUUUGACUACCCCACUAUAUUGGCAGCCUCGAGCUUCGUUGGUCUAGGAGUUAUCACGUCAGAUGUCUAUACUGGUGAUGAUACCGAGUGGUAUGUCAAUCAGAACAAUUUCCUGAGAUCUAUCCGAAAUUUCCGAAUGGAUAUCACUCGCACCGACCCAAACGCGUACGUCUGCGCUAUUCAUUGGCAAGUAGCACAAGGAACAUCUCUUGAAAAUAUUGAAUUCUAUAUGAUGCAGGACGGCGUCACCACGCAACAGGGUAUCUACAUGGAGAAUGGAAGCGGUGGGUUUCUUACCAACCUAACUUUCGUUGGUGGUAACUUUGGAGCAUACUUUGGUAAUCAGCAAUUCACUACGACACACAUAAUGUUCCUAAACUGCAAGACAGCCAUACAGGUCCAUUGGGAUUGGGCGUGGACAAUGCAGGAUGUGUUUAUCAACAAUUGCACUAACGGUGUCGUCAUAGUUGGCGGGGCUGGGGGGCCAAAGAGUACCGGGCAGUCUGUUGGCUCUCUUAUCUUGGUUGAUGCUGUCAUUGCAAACACUCAAACCGGAAUCGUGACCACGCUUCUAGCGGAGAAUUCAACCUCCUUCUUGCUUCAAGGGACAGCAUUCCUUAACGUUGAAACGGCGAUCCUAGACAAUUCCCAAGGCAAGACCCUAAUGGCCGGUGGGUGGUAUCGAACGGUCGAGUCCUGGGGUUUCGGGAGAGUUGCAAGCUCAAGCGCCAAUAGCACAUUCUACAAUGGCCAGGAUAUUCCCAGCAUGAAUCGAAGUUCUUCUUUGACGGAGGAAUACAGCUACGUUCUUCCGAACAUCUUCAUACGCGACCGGCCAACCUACAGAGAUGUGGGCAUGAGUCAAGUGAUUAAUGUCAAGGCCUGGGGUGCAGCGGGAGAUGGCAAGACUGAUGAUACUGCGGUCUUGAACAGUAUCCUAGAUCGAGCGGCAAACAUGUCCUCAAUCGUCUUCUUUCCUUACGGAAUUUAUAUUAUCAGAGACACCCUGCACGUCCCUGUAAACUCUCGGAUUAUCGGUCAAGUGUGGUCUCAGAUUAUGGCUACUGGCCAAAAGUUCCAAGACGAACAGAAUCCACAUGUCGCGGUCCAGGUUGGGCGCCCGGGUGAAAAAGGCAUUAUUGAAAUUCAAAGCCUGUUAUUCACAGUGUCUGGUCCAACAGCCGGAGCAAUUUUAAUGGAAUGGAACGUUCGUCAAACCCUUCAGGGCUCAGCGGGAAUGUGGGAUUCGCAUUUUCGAGUUGGAGGAGCCAUUGGCUCUGACUUACAAGCCACUCAAUGCCCAAAAGGCCUAGGAAUGGUUAUGCCGGAUUGUGUCGCGGCUUCGCUAUUGCUUCAUCUCACACCUCAGUCCUCAGCUUAUCUUUCGAAUAUCUGGCUCUGGACAGCGGAUCACGAUUUGGAUCUUCAGUCUCAGGAUCAAAUCGACGUGUAUACUGCACGCGGCGUUCUCAUUGAGAGCCAGGGUCCCACAUGGUUAUAUGGAACUGCUUCCGAACAUGAUGUUCUCUACCAGUACCAGGUCUCGCAGGCGAAGGAUCUCUACAUGGGGAUGAUUCAGACUGAGUCACCGUACUUUCAAAACAUUCCCCCAGCUCCGAGUCCUUUCUCCCCUGGACUAUUUCCUAACGACCCUCCAUUCACUGACUGCGACUCGGAUUCCCAAACAUGUGCUGUAUCUUUGGCGUUGCGUAUCAUUGAUUCGAAAUCUGUUUACACCUUGGGAGCAGGUCUCUACAGUUGGUUCUCAUCCUACAGUCAGGAGUGCUUGAACACGGAAGACUGCCAGCAACGAGCGGUCGAGAUAUCCCAGAGCACGGAUACGUGGCUAUACAAUCUAGUGACUAGAGGGAUUAUCGAAAUGGUGAGCCCCGUCAACGAGAAGCCCACUCUAUCAGCAGAUAAUGUGAACGGGUUCAUGUCUUCUAUUCUGGCGUGGGUUCGCGAGGCAGAUGCCACCAUCGGCGCCAGGAAGUUUCCCGGAUUCCAGCUCUAUCAGCCAGAAUGGCUGGAUGGUCUCACCGAUACCUGCAAGACUGCUCUCUCCCAGAAGAUCCUCUGCCAUCCUUGGCUCCAGGCAAAUUACCAGGGCCCCGGUGGUGGCCGAUACAUCGAAAACAACACGAUGGCAGAUGACGUCUGCGACAAGGGGUGCGGGGAGUCUUUGAGCAGCUGGAUGGAUAAUGUUUCCAACAGCUGCUCCGACCAAGAAAUUGACGAUACAGAUCCUACUGCUGCUGGUGGCUACAUCUACGCGGGCUACAAUCUUACAUGUCUGCAAGACCCGUCAACCAAGCAUUACUGUCCAGAUGUACUCGUACAUUUCACCGAGGUUGACAGCGUUAGAUCCAUGACCCUGUCGGAGAUGUGCUCGUACUGCUUCACGACAUCUGUCCAAAUGCAACAGGCAAGCCGCUAUGCAGCCUACACUGAAGAUGACAAAGAUACACUAGAGAUUCUUCAUGAAGAAUGCGGCCUCUCCGGCCCAACAGACCUUCACAAUCCUCUCUACACCACAGAGGCAGAAGAAGCGCCUUUUUGCGCCUCCGGAAUUACGCACACGACUUCGGAAGGCGACACCUGUGACCUUCUUGCCGCUCGAUACCAGGUCGCGUCCGCAGCCAUCCAGAUCGGCAACCCGACCCUGGUGAACGACUGCAGCGAGCUGAUUGCCGGGCGAGAGCUGUGCAUGCCAUUCAGCUGCGAUGUCCAGUACACCCUCCAAGACAAUGACACCUGCUUCUCGAUCUUCAGGGAGCAGCACCUCAAAUACGGCGACGUCCGCAAGUAUAAUCCCUGGCUCAAUUCAGAGUGCACGAACCUGCAAACCACCCGUCAAGUCCACGGGAGUGUCGUUUGUCUCUCACCCCAAGGUGGCAGCCACAAUGCCACAGGAAGCAAGUCGAGUAAGCCCAAAAUCAGCAACGGCUACACCAAUGUGAUCACUUACGCGCCCGAUGGGGCUACCGUGGCCAACGGGACGACCUGCUACUGCGGAAAAUGGUACACAGUCGAGGAAGGUGACACUUGCGCUGCAAUUUGCAUCAAGCAAGAAAUCCCGUCCGGCCUAUUCCUCGCGUCUAAUCCGUCGCUGGUGAGUGACGACUGCGACAGCAGUUUGAAAGUGGGGUAUACGUACUGCGUCGGGCCGGACACUCAUUGGGACGACCCUGACCUUUGGGACGAGGACGAUGCAUGCUGA
Molecule: messenger RNA, 3936 nt
Organism: Aspergillus homomorphus CBS 101889
Lineage: Eukaryota; Fungi; Ascomycota; Eurotiomycetes; Eurotiales; Aspergillaceae
Product: pectin lyase-like protein
Exons: 9
Coding region: 1-3936 (1311 amino acids)
Source: RefSeq, a predicted model, not a curated record